AUGACUCUUACAGUGUUUCCAAUAAGUACUUUCCAGAAUGCUCGAGGCGGUGACUCAGAAGCAUUGGUGUUCCAAAACUUAUCUGGUGAACGAGAAACUUUUUCCUACGUUCCAUGCACACUCAGGGAUGCCAUAAUGAGGAAAGCGGGAAGCAUAGGAGACCCAGAUGCUGACGCCGAGACUCGAUCUGCACCUGGCGAUCUCGGAGGGACUCCUAAGCGCGCUCGUGCCACGAAAUGGAGCCACAGUCGUCAAGCCUCACAAGGCGUUCCAUAUCGUUAUGUUGAGAAACCUCGCCGAAUUCGUGAAAUACGCGAUAAACAAUGGCAGGUGAUUAAACGUUAUAUUAGCGAAGAGUUGGUAAUCAAUGUUACUAGUACAGCAGAACAUUCGAAACAUCUUAUAGUUUUCAGACCUUCCCGGCUGUCCUUCCUUGGCUCCCGCAAGUGGAUGAUCCUCCUACUUUGUUGGUACUGCGCAGUACAAGGUAUUAUUGUCAAUGGUUUUGUUCCGUCAGCGAUCUCGUCAAUAGAACGCCGCUUCAAGCUUAGCACUAGCACUAUGGGUCGUAUCGUACAGUUUUAUGACUUUGGUUAUGUUUUGUUCUGCAUACCAGUGUCAUACUUUGGUGGUCGGCACAGUAAGCCGGCCGUUCUUGGUGCGGGAUUGGCUCUAAUAGCUACCGGCAGUAUCUUAUUUUCUACUCCACACAUGUUAGCAGAUAGUUACUCAGCAAAUCAGGAUGAAAAAGCUUUUGGAUCUUGCUCAAUCAAAAGUGAGUUUGCUGUUGUGUAG
Messenger RNA from Strongylus vulgaris, 795 nucleotides. NCBI's taxonomy places the organism in Eukaryota, Metazoa, Nematoda, Chromadorea, Rhabditida, Strongylidae. The record is from the annotation of a GenBank genome assembly.